Messenger RNA from Tricharina praecox, 990 nucleotides. RefSeq lists its product as uncharacterized. NCBI's taxonomy places the organism in Eukaryota, Fungi, Ascomycota, Pezizomycetes, Pezizales, Pyronemataceae. The transcript is spliced from 4 exons. The record is from RefSeq and is a predicted model, not a curated record. The coding region runs from base 1 to 990 and encodes 329 amino acids.
AUGUCGCCGAAUCUUACGCUACAAAAGCCCUCCGAUGCCGCAACCCCCUCAUCCUUCUUCACAUCAACCUCCACCCAGCUCGUCCAAACCUGGCAGAACUCCGAGCCACUCGCCCUCCUCCGGCAGUACCUCACAGGCCAGCCUCCCGUUCUCCAGGAGUUCCUUCUUUACACCACCUCCCUAGACGGAAAGCUCCACCUCUUCCUCAUCAAGACCUCCACGAGUCUCGAUGUAGGGGUCUACUCCAACGUCCCGAUUGACCACAUCGACGUACUACAGCACUGCGAGUCGCUCGUCGACGCGCUGGGGCAUCGCCACGAACCGCUGCCGACAUCGUUCGUGGGCGAUGCUUGGCUGGCUGGUCCGCUCGCGCAGGCGAUCGCCCACCGCAAGAGCGUGGAAGAGACCUCCUCCUGUUUCUUCAAGCGGACCGAGUAUUCCACCUCCCCUCGAACGGCGUACACGGCCACCGUGCUGUUCCCAGGGGCCAACCUCGCCGGCGUCCCGAAACCGGUCCCAGAGGUCUGCCAGGUCACUGCGGAUGAUAAUCAAUACUACUGCGAGACGUUGCUGGACAUGUUCGGCGACGACGACCCCGCGGUUCCCGUAGACUUUGCGUACUUCCACGCGGGCCGGGUUGUUUCCGUGGCGUGGCUGGCAAGCACUGCGAUCGGCGGCAGCGGCGGGAAGCGCCUCCUCGGCCUUUACACCGUGCCGGAUAUGCGCCGGUGGGGCUUCGCAGCGCACGUGCUGGGAACAAUAAUCCAUACGCUGCUGGAGACGGGGGAGAUUGGUUACCUGUCGAUGAUGUGCGAGCGGGAUACCGCUACGGAGGAUCUGUGCGAUAAGUUCGAACUCGGUUCCGAUGAGAACCGGAGCUAUGUUCUUGAAAACUACGAGGUCGUCAAGACAUCAAGGUUUGGCAGGCCGGAAGUCGCCUUUGGAGCGGGAAUCGCGGCUGUUGUGGGUUGGUGGGUUUACCUCGUCUAG